Molecule: messenger RNA, 1981 nt
Organism: Caenorhabditis angaria
Lineage: Eukaryota; Metazoa; Nematoda; Chromadorea; Rhabditida; Rhabditidae
Source: the annotation of a GenBank genome assembly
AUGGCAAAAUGCAAUAUUAGGUAUGGAACAUCGUUGGCUCCGACAUUCGCCAAAAAUCUCGACAAAAUCGCGCCGAAAAACGUGGAAAAUGUGAAAUUAUUAGUGAGUUUCUGAAUUUUUGCUCAUUUCUCACCGAAUUUCGGCAAUUUUCAGGCAGAUUCGCGGGUAAAGCUAACGGAUGUGGAAGCGAAGUUGAGAAGACCGUCGGUGUCAGCGAUUUUAGGAGCGAUGGGCGAGAAGCGGGGACUUUUUCUCUGGCAGAAGGCGAUGAUUGAGGAGAUGGGGCUGGCGGGUUUUAGGAAAACUAUGGCAGGUUUCCAAGCCUAGAUUUAAGCCUAAGCCUGAUUUUUGUGCUUUCAGAGAGAUUAGAAGUUGGAAUCAAGAUCCAUUCGCACAUCGAAAACCUCGUGAAACUUCGAGCCGCGCAAAAUUUCGCAGAAAAAUCGAUUUUUGCGUAUAUCGACGCGGAAAAAGAGCAGAAUUUGAGGAAUUAUAUGAGAAGUGCACUGCCUUUCAUUUUUGAGCUUGGAAAUUCCGCGGGAAAUGUGAUUUUGGAGGGGAAAGUGAGGCACCCGGUGUUGGGAUAUACGGGAAGAUUUGAUGCGAUUUUGGCGGAUUCCAAGGAGAUUUUGGAUUGGAAGACGAGUCCAGCACGGUCUACGUUUAGCACACAGAGAUUGGAGAGGUUGGUGGCGGGUUUUUUGGGUGAAAAUUUGUAAAUUUUUGGGCUCUGGAGCGAUUUUUCAGGCUUCUGGAGCUAAAACUGAUGAUUUUUUGGGUCCUGGAGCGAAAAAUCGUUUUUUCCUAGGUUCCAAAGGUACUUUUGAUGAUUUUUCGGCUUCUGAAGCGAAAAUUGAUGAUUUUCAAGGUCCUGGAGCAAGAAUCGAUGAUUUUCCAGGUCCUGGAGCGAAAAUUGAUGAUUUUUAGGCUCCUGAAGCGAAAAUUUCUGAAUUUUCUGGGUCUUGGAGCGAAAAUUCGUGAUUUUCUGUGUCCUGGAGCAAACAUUGACGAUUUUCUGGGUCCUGGAGCGAAAAUUCGUGAUUUUCAAGGUUCUGGAGCUAAAAUUGAUGAUUUUUCGGCUCCUGGAGCGAAAAAUCGGUUUUUCCUGGGUUCUAGACAGAAUUUUGAUGAUUUUCUGGCUCUUGUAGCUAAAAAUGAUGAUUUUUUGGCUUCAGGACCUGGAAAAUCAUCAAUUUUCGCUCCAGGACCUGCAAAUCAUCAAAAUUCGCUCCGGGAACCUAAAAAUCAUCAAUUUUAGCUUCAGUACCUGGAGAAUCAUCAAAAUUCGCUCCGGGAGCCUAAAAAUCAUCGAUUUUUGCUCUGGGAGCCUAAAAAUCAUGAAAAGUAGCCUUAUAACCCAGAAAAAAUCGAUUUUUCGCUCCAGGACCCAAAAAAUCAUUGAUUUUUGCUCCAAGACUCAAAAAAUCAUCAAUAUUUGCUCCGCGAGCCUAAAAAUCAUCAAAAUUUGCUCCGAGACUCGGAAAAUCAUCAAUUUCAGCUCCAGUACCUGGAAAAUCAUCAAAAUUCGCUCCAGGAGCCUAAAAAUCAUUGAAAUUUGCUCCAAGACCCAGAAAAUCAAUAAUUUUAGCUCCUGGAGCUUGAAAAAAUGGAUUUUUCGCUUCAGGACCUCGAAAAUCGCUCUAGAAGCUAGGAAAAAUCGAUUUUUCGCUCCGAAACCCAAAAACCCUACCCAAAACCAACAUUUUCCAGCCUAUCCUACACAAAUUACGUCCGUCAACUAUCCGCCUACACAUCAGCCUUCAAUCACGACACAAAUUUCGAAAACUCGAAUUUCUCCGUGAAAUCCGCAAUUCUCGUAAGCCUCAAAGAAAAUGGCGAAGAAGCCGAGAUUUUUCGAAUCCCACAAAAUGAGCUCGAAUCGGCAUUUGAGAAUUUCAAACGGGAUUUGAGCGAAUUUUGGCGAGAAAUUGAAGCAACGACGGGUACAAAUGUCGAUUUUGCUUAUAAACCUGAGCAAUGA